This is a messenger RNA of Vollenhovia emeryi, 6613 nucleotides long. RefSeq names its product O-phosphoseryl-tRNA(Sec) selenium transferase (gene SecS). The coding region runs from base 1097 to 2623 and encodes 508 amino acids. Gene Ontology annotation, molecular function: tRNA binding; O-phosphoseryl-tRNA(Sec) selenium transferase activity. The transcript has 5 exons. The record is from RefSeq and is a predicted model, not a curated record. Gene Ontology annotation, biological process: selenocysteine incorporation; conversion of seryl-tRNAsec to selenocys-tRNAsec. Lineage: Eukaryota; Metazoa; Arthropoda; Insecta; Hymenoptera; Formicidae.
GCGCGCAACGCGUCCGCGAGCGCAUGCACCCGCGGUGAUACUCGGAGUCCAGCUUCCUCGGGCCAGCGCGUGUUACUUUUUUUUCUCCCCCCCAGCAGCCAAGCGCGCGAGUCCCGGGUGUCGCGCGCCGCGUCUCGCGUCGACCCCCCGCUGCGCGCUCCCGCUUCGCCUCGCCCACUGCGCCUCGGAAUCCUCGGGUAUGGAGCUGCCGCGGGACGGGCCGUCUCGUACGCGACGCGCAGCGCGUCCACAUAACCUUUAAGGCCGCGCGGGGACGUCCGUCCUCGCUCCGCUUCCGUCGCCUCGCACCCUCUCGCCCCGCGGUCGGCGCUCGACGAUCCGCUGAACGGGGGACGCAGCCCAGCGGGUCCGCGCGCGCGCUCGGUUCGCGUGAGUCGUCGCGUCGCACCAUUUGUUGCGCUGCGCUACACAUGCACUACGUCUUCGUCGUGCUGUACCUCACCAUGUUCAGUUUGAUUAUGUUCUGUAUACUUUUGUUCUCGCGGGACGUCAUCUCGCGGAUACAAUCCGUUCUGUACCUCUGAGCUUUCGUUUCCUUGUGUUCUCACCCGCUCUGGUUUUUAAUAAAUUCAGUUCUCUCGCAACUAUUUUUGUGUUUUCAUUUACCGUGCACACGCUCUCGCGCACGUUUACCGCCUCCACCGCCAUCCCCCGUCACGCCACUCCUCGCCUCACACCCGCACGGACUCUCUCAUACGUCCUUUACCCCGUAAGUAUGCGUCGUGAGUGAGAAUCCUGCGCUCGCUCCGCGUUGCGAUCAUCCUCGAUUUCUGUUUACGCCGCCGCGACUCCGCGAGUCUCGCUGGACCAACGCAGUCCUCUAGAUUCCUUCGUGGAGGACGCGCGGAGACUCGGUUGUCCCGGACGAAACGCCGCCGUUUUAGCGCGAGGGAAUGAGUGAGGUCACGUUUUUUUCCCCUUUCUUUUACUCACACGGGAGUAUUCUGUAGCCGAGUGAGAGGAGCGACAUGAGCAACGGUGAACGUCUCCCGCCGACUGCCGAGGCGAUGGUGCACUGAGAAGAAGCGUGUGGACUAAAGUAAUCGCGAGGGUAAACCCACCACGAGCUGCGAAGAUGAAUAAUCAGGCGUUCAGCUUGGCGGAGAGGCUGAUACCGUCGACCUACGUGCAGCAGGGCCUGAACGCCAAGAAGUCCCGCGAGAACCUUAUACGGCACUUUAUCGAGCACCGAAAAUGGCCAGAGGAGGGCUGGGACGACGCGACGAUAGAGGCGUUUCUGUCGGAUCUGUCGCAGAUGGACAGCAAUAACUUCCCCUCCAACUGCAGCGUCGGCGAGCGCGAGGCGAGGAUCGUGUCCAACAUCGUCGCGAGGCGACACUUUCGUAUGGGGCACGGCAUAGGUAGAUCCGGCGACCUAGAGGAAGUACAACCGAAGGCUGCUGGUAGCAGCUUAAUGUAUAAAUUAACCAACUCCUUAGUGCUCGAAGUUAUACGAUAUAUGGGAGUGAAGAGCAUAGCGGGCUGCUUCCUAUCACCAAUGGCCACGGGAAUGAGCCUAGUCCUAUGUAUGUUAACGCUUAAGCAGGACCGACCACGAGCGAAGUACGUUUUAUGGCCUAGAAUCGACCAAAAGUCUAGCUUCAAGUCUAUAAUCACGGCCGGCCUGGAGCCCGUCGUAAUCGAGAUGCAAAUAAUAGGGGACGAACUGAAAACCGACAUGCAGAGACUCGAGGCUCAGAUGGCGGCCCUGGGCGAGAGUGUCGCCUGCGUGCUCACGACGACCAGCUGCUUCGCGCCCAGAGCGUGCGACUCCGUGGACGCGAUCGCGGCCCUCUGCAGCCAGUACAACAUACCGCACCUGGUGAACAAUGCAUACGGCUUGCAGAGCACAAGAUGUAUGCAUCUGAUACAAGAGGCGUCGAGGAAGGGUCGAGUGGACGCUUUCGUUCAAAGCACGGACAAGAACUUCCUGGUGCCGGUGGGCGGCGCCAUCAUAGGCUCCUUCGACAAGAAUCUCUUAGAUCGCAUAUCGAAAAUGUAUCCAGGACGCGCGAGCGCGAGUUCCGUCAUGGACGUCAUGAUAACGCUGCUGAGUCUUGGGAUGGCAGGGUACAAACAAUUGAUUGCUCAACGUAAGGAAAUGUAUUCCUACCUGAAAGAGGAAUUGGGAAAGCUGGCGACGAGGCACGGCGAGAGGCUAUUAGACACUAAGGGCAAUCCAAUAUCCAUGGCUAUGACUCUUCAGUGCUUGAGCCAUCAGCACGACAACAAGCAAGUUACUAUGCUAGGAUCAAUGCUAUUUCUGCGUAAUGUUAGUGGUACUAGAGUAAUAACGACCACGGAUUCUAAGCACAUUGUUACACACAAGUUUGAAGGUUGGGGUGCACACAACAGCAAUUAUAGAGUUCCAUAUCUGACUGCUGCGGCGGCGUUAGGCAUGAAGAGGUCCGACGUGGAUGCAUUCAUACAAAGAUUGGACAAAGCUUUAACGAAAGUAAGGAGGCGUUCGGCGCCAGUGACGCCUACUGCUUCACUCGCCGGUUCCAGCAUCAAUGGCGAUGCAGGUGGUACCGGUGGACCAGGGGAGUCUAGCACAGCCUCAACCAGCCGUGCAAGUAGCAAAGACAGUUUAAGGAAAUGAACCGUAAUCAACGCAACUGGCCAGUCCAAUCAGCACAUUAAUAUCAAUUUGUAAGUAGCUUAUCGCUUACAAAUUGAUAUCCGUAGCAUGUUUCUGAGAAAUGUAACAUUUUGGUACAACCAUUCCUUUAUGAAUAUAUCAACCGCGUGCUUGUGUUGACGGGAGUUUUACGAAAUCUCAAGAAAUUUAAUACGAAACAACAACCUGAAACUUUUUAGAUGAGAAAUUGAUACAUUUUUUAUGAGAAAUGGCAGGAGCAUGUGUAUAUUUGGAAACGUUUCUUUUCUAAACGAGAUGCCGGAACAAGAUUCGUUGUUACGUUAAAAUUCCAUAAUACCGAAAAAAACGGUGAUCUACAUGUACUUUCACAGACACAUGCUAGAUACGAAUGUACUGAUUCGUCUGUCCAUUUGCGUUGAGAUGUUGUCAAUUUAAAUCAUAUACCAAAAGAGGGUGGAUGAGUCUUCAUUAAAGAGUGAUCAAAUUUAAUAUUUGAAAGGAAAAGAGAAUGAAACGAGAAACACGAGGCAUUCGGAUUCCUAUGGCUCUAUUUCAGAAAGAGAUCUAAGUGAUAAGCGCUGGCUGUCGAUACAAUUGUCGAGUAUGUUUUUUCGUUGAAAUGUAUAUGCUAUUAUUUAUGAAGACACAGGCAACAUUGAAUUCUUACAAUCUAACUCUUUUUUCCACCUUCUUGCUUUCUAAUGCAGUUUGAUAUAAACACGUAAGAUACAUGUAUCAAUCAAAAGAGAUUGUACGUUUGCUUUAUAUAAAAUAUAAAAUUCCUUUUCGAAAGGAAUAACUACGAAACUUUACAAUUCUGUCGAUACAUGUAGCGAUAUUCACUAUUCCAAUUGUUUAAUAAUAUUUAUCACGUUAUUCUCUCUUUAGAGCUGUCACGUUUCUGAUCAUUUAUUCACUUAUAUGCACGUGAUAGAAUUGAUUGUUAUUGCGUCGUGUGCUUUUGUUAUCUUUAAACGGAGACUAUGACAUAGAGAAUGAGAAUCUUUUUUCCUUUAUUUAAGUAGAAUAUAUUCGUGUUUACGGCACUAGUAAAAUGAUAUAUUAUCUGUAAAAAAAAAGGAAGCAGUAGUGAAAUAUUUAUGGAAACACACUAUUAGGAAAGUACGUCGAAAUUUAGGUACAUAGUACACAUAAUGACACAACGUGGUAUACGAACAUAUUGCAUUGAGUUUAUAGAAAGAUUGUAAUUCGCGUGUGUAGAUAUCAUACGUUCGGUGCGUUCCCAAUGACGACAAGAGUUAGAACACAAUAUUCGUAUUAAUCAAUUUGUUUUUAAUGCCGAUAGUAUUAUAUUUAAUUGUACUGUUGUGUAAUAAAUAGAGUAUUAUGUAUCUAGGGUGAGUACGUUACGCGAAUUAUAUAUUAAUAUUGUUUGAAAUAUUUAGUACUAUUCGCAAGCAAGCAAGCAACAUCAACGUACAAUUACUAGUUACUAACACAUACACGAUACACACAUUUAUACAUACGUAAAAAGUAUGUUUAUAUGUAUAUAUAGAUGCCUGCGUGCAUAGGUAUAUAUACAGAUAUAUUCAUACUUGUGCAAUUCGUUGCGUAUAAAGGAUAGUUUAUUUCAAGUUUCAUGCAAUUUAGAAAAUGGUAUAUUGAAGUUGUAUUUAUAAAUAUUUAAUAGAGAUAAAAGGAGAAGUAAGCCGAUAUAUAGGGAGAGGAUUAUUAGUGCUGUUAAAAUUUUAUCGAGGCAUAUAUAAUUUAUAAUACUGUUGCACUUUCUUUAAAUAGAUAAAUUAUUUAUAUUAUAUAUUGUUGACGUUUGGAGAUUUUGUAGCGUACACUUUAUGUCGAGUGUUGAAGGCGAAAAAUUCUUAGUCGGUAAAUCAUCCGGUAAACUGACAACAGCGCAAAAUGACUAUAAAUCACCGAGGUUUUCAAAGUAUUAUUAUUACGAGCGAGAGAAGCAAUGGUACACGCGGAUUAGCAUUUAAUUGUACGCUUAGUUUACGGCUUAUUAGGACGACAGAGUGCUAAUCGAAAUUUUGUCAAGCUCCUAGUAAUAAUUAUCAUUAUUCAAUACAUUAUCCUAAUAAUAAUUAUACAUAGAUCUAUAUUUUUCAAUUAAUUAUAGUCACUAUGUCCCUUAUAUAAAGAAACGGUCUCUUUUACGUACGUACAUAAAAUAUACUUUUUCCCUUCCACACAAAUAUUUAUGAUAUUAUAAUUUGCAGGGUGUUCUAGAUCCCCCCCACACCUUCUUAUCCAUGGGUCAUUUCAACUUUUCUAGAGAAUCGGUUCCAAAGUAAUCUCAAAGGGAAAUGUAAAACGUAGCUUGGUAGAUUUUGGAACCCUACACAUAUGGCAAUACUUAUACUUUUAGACAAGAAUAUCUACAUACAUAAGUUACGUACUGCUAUUGUAUCGCGCACCUUUCGACCAUUCGUUACCAAUUCUACGUUCCUUAAAUUAUUUAUCUCGAGGAGGAAAGGAACGCAGAAACAAGGUCUCUAACAUGUAGCAAAGGAAAUUGCAAAAUCACCGCUGUAAGGGGAUCGUGUAUGAUGCUAAAAUAACAGCAGGUACAUCGGCGCUACAAUAUUAUUUAACAAAGAGGAAUAUAUGUUGUGUGUAUAUAUACACAUAUAUACAUAAUAUACAUGUACGAGCGAUCUUUAUAUCAGCGAUAUCUCGAUGUAUUCAGGUGCUAUUAUCGAAAAAUCACGCCGUCUCGACUCUAUAUACCGAUAAUCUCACGGCUAUAAGUUUAUAUCUUUAUAUUUAAGAUUUACCCCCCUUUCACUUUACUUCAGCGAGCAAUAAUUAUCACAACGUAACGCGCAUGACACUGCGGGAUUAUCUUUCAUUCCACGCUCAAGCAAGGGGACAUUGGAUUCUCUCCAAGAGCAAUAGACAAAUCAGCCUAUAUACGUAUUUAUAUACAUGUAUAUAUACAUAUGCAUAUAUGUGUGUAACAAUAGGAGAAUAUUCUAGGGCACUGGCGUACGAAUGAUCCUGAUAACUCGUACUCGCGACACUCCUAUGUAAAUAAUACAAGUCUCUGUCUUGUUUCACCUCAACCUCCAUUUUCCAGCUGGGUUUCGUGCAAUUUUAAGAAAAAGGGGGUCAGCUUGGACCUACGCAUCGUUACACGCAAGCCUUUCGCGCAACAACGACGACCUCGCGGACCUAAUUUUUCCACUCUCUCCCUGAGUUUCGCGCCCGGACACAGGAUCGGUCCUACUCCGACUGCAGUUUCAUUGUCUUUUUAUAUACGAAAAAGAGAAAAGUUACAUAAAAUGAUAUUCUAACAUAGGCAGGCAGCAAAUGCGUCGACUCGAGGGACAACCACCUACGUUCGCAGAACAAAUGUGUAUUUAUAUAAGGGGUAAAAAAAGAAUAUAUAUAUAUAAAUAUAAAUAUACGCAACUAAGUCAUGCUGUAAAGUUUAGGGCGCCGGCAUGUAAUUGUGAGCGAGCAGUUGAGGCUUGUAUCGAGUGUACAUGUACGAUAUGAUAGGAACGCGAAGCGAAACGAGGCAACUCGCAAACGCGAGACGCGUUCCCCGAGGUGGAGCAUCCGAUUUUUUUUUCUUUAACGACGCGAGAAGUCCGCGACGCCGAUGGCAUUGUACAUAACGCGCGGCUUGCGGCUCAAACGGCUCAUCUUGGAAAAGACACGUGGGAGAAGCGAAGAGGGGCCUCGGGAGCUGAUAGAAGCGAAACGACCGAGAGGAAGAGGCUUGUACAGGAUUGGUCGGAGUGCGAGCGAAAACGGAGACGACCGGGGGUCCCGAUAUCUUCACGUUGUUUCUCCCUCGCCCCUGGAAAGCUGUUUUCCGCUUGACUCCCUCCCCACCGGUGAUUUGAUGGAAGACACCACUGAAUAUUAAUCAAAUAAUUAGCGAACAAUGUAAACGGCGUAAUGUACCGCCGGCUCUUCCCUAAAUAUGUGAUUACCGUGUAAUAGUCAGCGCUUUAUUUGUAAUAUACGCAACUAUUGAAUAAAUAAAUUAAAAACUGU